AUGAAGUUGCCUUUGGCAGAGACGCGGUGGCCUGGGGGCGGCGGGGAGCAGUGUAUAAGAUCGGGAGGACCCCGCCUUCUGCCUGGACAAGUUAAAGAAUUCCGGGAGGCAGUGGCUUCACACACGUGGGUACAGUUGACGUCUCCAUUUCACAAGUGUGUACACUCCUGCACCGGAGCCCCCCGGGCUGGCCGCAUCACGUGCCGUAGGCGGGCGCCCCCUGGCGCGGGGAGGGAAGUGCGGCGGCUGCGGCCGGAGCGCGCGGAGCCGGGCCGCCCCUCCUUGUACUUCGGCGGGAGCAUCCCCGGCGGACGCGAGGACCGGGAGCUGUACGGGCGGAUCGUGUCGCGGCUGCGGCGCUUUGGGGCGGAGCUCACCGAGCACUUGGCGGCCGCCGAUCAGGGCGCGGGCGGAGAAGAGGCUGCUGGGGGCGACAGGCUCAUCCAUGAGCAGGACCCGGCCUGGCUGCAGCAGGCAGAGGAAGUGGCCCAGCCCUCUCUGGGUAUAGGCUACGAGCUGGACCGGGCCGUGGCCCGCAGUAAACCAGUCCUGUGCCUGUUCCGCCCGCAGUCUGACCGAAUGCUCUCGGCCACGAUCCGGGGAGCAGCCGAAGGCUCGCAGGUCCAGGUGUGGGGCUACGAGGCGGCAGAGGCAGCGGAUCCUCCUGAGCGGUGGCUGCUCCCCUGACCCCACCACUUGACUUCACCCCAGCUUAUUAAAUUCUCCUGACCCCAGACUUGCUCUAGUACCAUUCCUACCCCUUAGCCCCAGUACCAGAUUCAUGGCACGUUUACAAUUCUAACUUUCCGUCUGUGUGAGAGUGGGGUGGGGGCAGGUCCCCCAUAAUAUCCUCUUAACACCCCACUUCACUUCAAGAUGUAGAGACCCUUUAAAGAUCUACAGACCCCCAAGACGAGGAUACUUCCUAACGCCCUCAAGCUCCCCCCAGGAACACUCAGGAGUGUGGAGGAAGCUGAUCGAUCAUGGGAGUGGCCAUUCCUCUCUGUCUCUGAUGCAGGGCUGGGUCUGGGGCAAGUGGGCCAGCCUGUACCUGGCCCUGUUAUCACGUGGACCUUUAUUUCCCUUUAUCGGUGUAAGUCACACAGGUCCGCCGUGGGCUUUCUCUGAGGAUGGAAGUCUGGACGCCUGAAGAAAAGAGUAAAGGAGGAGGAGGGCUGGGUGUGUGCGAUGGAGGGGGAAG
Messenger RNA from Aethalodelphis obliquidens (Pacific white-sided dolphin), 1201 nucleotides. It is a transcript of the gene DNPH1, whose product is annotated as 2'-deoxynucleoside 5'-phosphate N-hydrolase 1. Gene Ontology annotation, molecular function: 5-hydroxymethyl-dUMP N-hydrolase activity. NCBI's taxonomy places the organism in Eukaryota, Metazoa, Chordata, Mammalia, Artiodactyla, Delphinidae. The coding region runs from base 1 to 687 and encodes 228 amino acids. The transcript is spliced from 4 exons. The record is from RefSeq and is a predicted model, not a curated record. Gene Ontology annotation, biological process: deoxyribonucleoside monophosphate catabolic process. Gene Ontology annotation, cellular component: nucleus.